AUGAAUGGGACUAGUGAAAGCCAGCAGGAAGCUAGUCACAUGAAAAUUAUCCUGAAUGCGAGAACCAAACUUAAAUUGGGUUUUUGGAAUGUCCGUACCAUGUAUGAGGCAGGAAAACAAGCCCAAGUGUUAAGAGAAAUGAAGGAAAACAAGCUGCACAUAUUAGGUAUAAGUGAAUGUAGAUGGACAGGGUUUGGCAAAAACUUGACAAAUACAGGAGACACGAUCAUAUAUUCUGGUAGAAACGAUGACAAACACCAGGGGGGAGUUGCCAUCAUCCUCAACAAAUCAUCUUCUAAAUCACUCAUUGAGUAUAAUCCAGUCAGUGAAAGAAUAAUAACAGCAAUACUAAAUACAAAACCUAUAAAGACAUCAAUCAUCCAAGUCUAUUCUCCAACAAAUGAAGCUGAUAAAGAAAUUAAGAUAGAAUUUUAUGAAAUGCUUCAAGCUGAGAUAGAGAAAAUCCCCAAAAAAGACCUAACAAUCAUCAUGGGAGAUUUUAAUGCUAAACUACGGCAAGACAACAGUGGUUUUGAGAGAAUAAUGGGAAAACAUGGCUGUGGGAUCAUGAACGAAAAUGAAGAACAUCUAGUAGACUUCUGUGGACUGAACAAUCGUGUAAUAGGUGGAACAUUGUUCCGACACAAGGAUGUCCAUAAGCUGACCUGGGUAUCACCUGGAGGCAGAGAUAAAAACCAGAUCGACCACAUAGCAAUUAAUGAAAGUGAAACAGUAGAUGAACAAUGGCAAGAAGUGGAAGAUCUGUUUAAAAAGACCAGUGAAAAAAUAUUAAGUUUCAAACGCCAAAAGCACAAAGAAUUGAUCAAACAAGAGACAUGGUCGCUGAUUGACAACAGGACAGAGCUAAAGAAAAAGAUCUGCAACACUCACUCUGAUAGACUAAAAGACAGACUAAGGGACCAAUACUCUAACUGUAACAAGGACGUUAAGAAAGCCACCAGAAAAGAUAAGAAAGAUUUCAUCGAGGGAUUGGCUCUAGAGGCUGAAAAAGCUGCGUCUGAGCAAAGAAUGGGCGACCUUUACCAAAUUACGAAGAAACUUUGUUGUCAAAAAAGAAACACCAACAUGCCAGUAAAAGACAAACAGGGUAAUCUAAUAACAUCUGAAAGAGAACAAGAGAAUAGAUGGAAUGAGCACUUCAAAGAAGUAUUAAAUAGGCCAGAACCAGAAACAACAGCAAACAUACCCAUAGCAGAGCACGACCUUGAAGUAAAUAUAGAAAUUCCAUCAAGAUCGGAAAUUAUCAAAGCAGUAAAGAGUCUUAAAAACAAUAAAGCUCCAGGAAACGAUAAACUAUCAGCAGAACUAUUUAAAUCAGAUCCAACCUUAACAGCAAACAUUCUUCAUACACCAUUCAAAAAGAUUUGGAACACACAUGCAAGACAAAAGUUACAAAAGAAUGCAAGUUUUAUUGGAUUAAACAUCAACAUCAAGAAAUCAGAAGUCAUGCCUCUUAAUACCACAGAGCCUCCUUUAAUAGAUUUAAAUGGAACACCCCUAGACUGCACUUCAUCUUUCACCUACUUGGGCAGCAUAGUAACAUCUGAAAGAGGAGCAAAGACAUCAGAGCCAGAAUAG
Molecule: messenger RNA, 1599 nt
Organism: Mytilus trossulus (common blue mussel)
Lineage: Eukaryota; Metazoa; Mollusca; Bivalvia; Mytilida; Mytilidae
Exons: 3
Coding region: 1-1599 (532 amino acids)
Biological process (GO): chromatin remodeling
Cellular component (GO): nucleus
Molecular function (GO): catalytic activity
Source: RefSeq, a predicted model, not a curated record